GGCCAUUUUUGGUUCUGAGAAGAGCGAGGGUUCAGGGUGGGGAGUGGAAGCAGGAGGAAAAAGGGCUCAGCGCCUCCCCGCCCGGCCGUGAACACAGAGGCCUUUUCGGCAGGCGGGCGAGGUCGCUGAGGGCCCGGAGAUGUUUUCCCUGUCGAGCACCGUGCAGCCCCAGGUUACAGUUCCUCUAAGUCACCUUAUCAAUGCCUUCCACUCACCAAAAAAUCCAUCUAUUUCUGUCAGUGCAUCAAUUCCUCAAAACCAACAUCGAGAUGCAGUUAUUGAGCAUGAGCCGCCCAGCAAUGAGCCCGUACUUAACUUAAAGGAUCUUGGACUAUCUGAAUUAAAAAUUGGACAGCUUGAUCAACUUGUCAACAGUCUGCUACCAGGAUUUUUCAAAGGCAAAACAACUUCUUCUCCUUGGCACAUAUCCCAUGUCUCUGCACAGUCCUUCUUUGAAAAUAAGUAUGGUUUUUUAGAUGUAUUUACUACUUUACGUUCCUCUUGCUUAUACAGACAACAUUCAAGAACUCUUCAAAAUAUUUAUUCACAUCUUCAGUACUCACCAGUUUUUAUACAGUCUCGGGGUUUUCAGACUUUGAAAUCACGAACACGGCGUCUACAGUCCACCUCUGAGAGACUAGCAGAAACACAGCAUGUAGCACCAUCUUUUGUAAAGGGAUUCCUUUUGCGGGACAGAGGAUCCGAUGUUGAAAGUUUGGACAAACUCAUGAAAACCAAAAACAUCCCAGAAGCUCACCAAGAUGCAUUUAAAACUGGUUUUGCAGAGGGUUUUCUGAAAGCUCAAGCAUUGACACAAAAAACCAAUGAUUCUCUAAGACGAACUCGGCUGUUUCUCCUUGUUCUGUUGCUGCUUGGCAUUUAUGGACUAUUGAAAAACCCAUUUUUAUCUGUCCGAUUCCGGACAACCACGGGACUUGAUUCUGCAGUAGAUCCUGUCCAAAUGAAAAAUGUAACAUUUGAACAUGUUAAAGGAGUGGAGGAAGCUAAACAAGAAUUACAGGAAGUGGUUGAAUUCUUGAAAAAUCCACAAAAAUUUACUGUGCUUGGAGGUAAACUUCCAAAAGGAAUUCUUCUAGUUGGACCACCAGGGACUGGAAAGACCCUUCUUGCCCGAGCUGUGGCUGGAGAAGCUGAUGUUCCUUUCUAUUAUGCUUCUGGAUCAGAAUUUGAUGAGAUGUUUGUGGGUGUGGGAGCCAGUCGUAUCAGAAAUCUUUUUAGGGAAGCAAAAGCAAAUGCUCCUUGUGUUAUAUUUAUCGAUGAAUUAGAUUCUGUUGGUGGGAAGAGAAUUGAAUCUCCAAUGCAUCCAUAUUCAAGGCAGACUAUAAAUCAACUUCUUGCUGAAAUGGAUGGUUUUAAACCCAAUGAAGGUGUUAUCAUCAUAGGAGCCACAAAUUUCCCGGAGGCAUUAGAUAAUGCCCUGAUCCGUCCUGGUCGUUUUGACAUGCAAGUUACAGUUCCCAGGCCAGAUGUAAGAGGUCGAACUGAAAUUUUGAAAUGGUAUCUCAAUAAAAUAAAGUUUGAUCAGUCUGUUGAUCCAGAAAUCAUAGCUCGAGGUACUGUUGGCUUUUCUGGAGCAGAAUUGGAGAAUCUUGUGAACCAAGCUGCAUUAAAAGCAGCUGUUGAUGGAAAAGAAAUGGUUACUAUGAAGGAACUAGAGUUUUCCAAAGAUAAAAUUCUAAUGGGCCCUGAGCGUAGAAGUGUGGAGAUUGAUAACAAAAACAAAACCAUCACUGCAUAUCACGAAUCUGGCCAUGCUAUUAUUGCAUAUUACACUAAAGAUGCAAUGCCCAUCAACAAAGCUACAAUCAUGCCACGAGGCCCAACACUGGGACACGUGUCCCUAUUACCUGAAAAUGACAGGUGGAAUGAAACCAGAGCCCAGCUACUUGCACAGAUGGAUGUCAGCAUGGGCGGGAGAGUGGCAGAGGAGCUUAUAUUUGGAACUGACCACAUUACAACAGGGGCUUCCAGUGAUUUUGAUAAUGCAACUAAAAUAGCAAAACGAAUGGUUACCAGAUUUGGAAUGAGUGAAAAGCUUGGAGUUAUGACCUACAAUGAUACAGGGAAACUGAGUCCAGAAACCCAAUCUGCUAUUGAACAAGAAAUAAGGAUACUUCUAAGGGACUCAUAUGAGCGAGCAAAGCAGAUCUUGAAGACUCAUGCGAAAGAGCACAAGAAUCUAGCAGAAGCCUUACUGACGUAUGAGACUCUGGAUGCCAAAGAGAUUCAAAUUGUGCUUGAGGGGAAGAAAUUGGAAGUGAGAUGACAACUGUCCCGACAACGAGCAGACUUGGUUUUAUUGCAAAAGUAUCCAUAGGAUUGCUGUAGUCUCCUUAUGUAACGCUUUGCCACCCUUACUAUGAUUAAGGAAGUGAAACACUUUGUCAGUCUUUUGUCACAUUUAUCCAAUUUUGGUCAUUCUCAUGAUGUGACCUAGUGCAAAUUGACAAUGCAUAGCAAAUGUGUUCAAGAAAAUAAAGAACCAUCAGGAUUGAAAACAGUCCGUUUGAGAAAUGUCAAUCAGUUAUUCAGUUGCAACUGAUAAUGAUUGUAUGAUUGGUUAUUCAGCUAGAUAUAAAUAAACACUGUGCCUUGGGUCCUGGCAUGUAUUCUAAUUGGCAGGCUGAAAUUGUUGAAAGAUUAUUGACAUUUUUCAAAAGUAUCCUUUGUCUUUGAUAAAACAAACAGUGCUAUUUUACUAUUAGUAAAACAUGUUUCUGCCUACAUGAGUUGAAACUUCAUUAGGAUGCCCUAUUGAUGUAAGGUCCAGAUUGACCAUACGUAAAGUGGUCUUUUAAAAAUCUCUGAUUAGAGAAUUGUAGAGACUCAGAAAUCAAAAAGGUUUCUUUAAAAUGUGUCAGGCAUUUUCAUUUUAUUUUUAAAAUGUUGCUAUCACCAGAACUAGGGAAACAUUUCGGAAUAGCAGUAUUUUGUUAAAUAAGUAAAUGACAAGCCUUAAAUUGUGUAAGUCUGUAAUUAUGCUUGGUAUCAAAAGCAAAAUUAAGCUGAAAACUCCCCCCCCUUCAAAGUGAACUCUGAAUUACCCUAUGUUUGAAAGGGAAAGCCCUGCUUGGUUUUUUAGUUCAUUUGUGUCAAAAAGGAUAUGCUCUUCAGGAUUUACAGGUACAUUUUUAUUUAAAUGAAUAGAAAUAUUAUUUUAGAGCAUGUUGUAUUGGUCUCACAGCCAAAUUAUAUUCUUGAAGUGAUUUUAUUAAAACUACCUACAGUUUUCUAAUAACUUUUAAGCUUUAUAUGGUCUUCAUUAGAGAACUUAGAAAUAAAGGGGCUCAUGGCAUUCUACUUGUGGCCCUUUUUUCCCUUGUAGUUUUAAAUGUUGAUGUGAUUUCUUAGUUAGAGAAAAGCUGAUUAUAAUACAAGGAAUCCCUAUAUGUUCUUGAUACAAAUCACCACCUGCUUUCAUUUGUCCAUUUCUCAGCUACCUGUUCUGCCUCUGGACACAGACACACACAUUUGAAAUGUCUAUCUUAUCUAAUUGACUUAAAAAAAAAUAGUAUACGGAUUUAAGUAUGAUUUACAUAUUUUAGAGUUCAUUUAUUAAUAUACUAGUCAAAGGUUUUGUGUCACUACUAUAGUUUUAGAAUUACAGUCGGGCUCAAAAUGUCUUAGACUUAUUGACAGUAAUUCCUUGCCCCACCCCACACCCCAGGAACACAGGUCUUCUUUCCUUUCUCAUAAUCUGCCUUCUCAGUACAUUUAGUAUGUGUGCCUUUGACAUUAAGAUACGGUUCUGUUUAUCAUUUCUUUUUAUUUCUUUGUAAGUACUCUCUGAUUUGUAGGUAACCAUGUACGUUUACCCACUCACUAGUGUAGACAUGUUGUUUUCACAGUUGGGCUAUUAAGACUAGAAUUGGAAUGAACAUUAGUAUCUACAUCUUCAUAUAAUGAAUGUUUUCCUUUUUAUUGAGUGAAAGUCUAGGAGUUCAUGUUUAACUAGGAAGGAAAGCAGGGUACUAGUAUUGAUGUCGUCGUACGUUCUCCAGCAGUGGGAAUGGGUGAAGGUUCCCGUUUCUGCUCACCUCUCACAACACUAGCAGCUGUUCCUUUAAUGACAUCUGUUCUAGCGAUUGUGCAGCGGUAGCUCGUUGGGCAGGUAAUGGACAUUUUGCUAGAGAUUAUUGAUGUUAAGCACAUUUUCUGUGCUUAUUGGCCAUUUGUGUAUGUGUAUUUCUACAUUGUAGAACUGUCUAUUCAAAUCUGUUGCCGCUCCCUCCUUCCCAAGUUUUGCUUUCUUUUGUAACUUAAGACUUUAGUCUUUUUUUUUUAAGUUUUGAAAGAUACAUGUUCUGGAUAAUUUUUUUCGUCAGUUGAGUCUUGCGCUUUUUAAUCCACUAUGACAAUACGCCAUUUGAGUGGAUGUUUAGAUCACUCAUAUUUAAUAUUGGUGUGAUUAAAUUGAUACUUGCCAAUUUGCUAUUUUA
This is a messenger RNA of Echinops telfairi (small Madagascar hedgehog), 4460 nucleotides long. RefSeq names its product YME1 like 1 ATPase (gene YME1L1). The coding region runs from base 140 to 2287 and encodes 715 amino acids. The record is from RefSeq and is a predicted model, not a curated record. Gene Ontology annotation, biological process: mitochondrion organization; protein quality control for misfolded or incompletely synthesized proteins. Gene Ontology annotation, molecular function: ATP-dependent peptidase activity; ATP hydrolysis activity; metalloendopeptidase activity. Gene Ontology annotation, cellular component: mitochondrial inner membrane. The transcript is spliced from 19 exons. Lineage: Eukaryota; Metazoa; Chordata; Mammalia; Afrosoricida; Tenrecidae.